CUGAGCGGCGCAAUCCCCAAGGAAAUCAGCCAGCUCCAGUCACUCGAGUUCCUACACCUUGACCAAAACCAGCUGAGUGGCGAAAUCCCCAAGGAACUCAGCCAGCUUCAGUCACUUCAGGUCCUAAGCAUUGCCCAAAACCAGCUGAGUGGCGAAAUCUCCAAGGAACUCAGCCAGCUCCAGUCACUCAAGGCCCUAGACCUUUGCCAAAACCAGCUGAGCGGCGCAAUCCCCAAGGAACUCGGCCAGCUCCAGUCACUGCAAGUGCUAUACCUUGCCCGAAACCAGCUGAGUGGCGAAAUCCCGAAGGAACUCGGCCAGCUCCAGUCACUCCAGGAGCUACACUUUGCCUGGAACCAUCUCCAGGGCGAUUUGAAGGAGAUUGCGUUCAACAACACCAACCUGAGGAGUCUUGACCUCAGUUUUAAUCUAUUGAAGGGAGAGCUGGUGAUGGGCUUGCCCCUUGUUGAGCUUGAAGAGCUCGAUUUGAGUCACAACCAGCUCGUCGGGGGCAUUUGGAAGCUCAUCGAGCCUUUGUGCGCUACGAGCCCUGCUGGAAUGUCAUUGCAGCAUUUGCGACUAAACCACAACAAGCUCAGCGGUGAGUUGCCUCCAUGGUUGAUGCAGCUUAAGAAUUUGCAGCUCCUGGCUCUGAACAACAAUUACUUCUCGGGAGCCAUUCCAGAAGUCCAGGCACCCGAGCUGGUGGUGUUGGCUCUUCAUAAGAAUGCCUUCACAGGCCUUCUGCCAAAGGGGUUGGAAGACUUAGAGCACUUGGGAGUUUUGACGCUGCACGAGAACAUGCUUGUGGGUGCCAUUCCGCAGUUAAGCCUGACUACCCCGUGCAUGGACAACCCACGAUUCACGUUAUGGGCAUUUGGCUGCAGCUUGUUGUGCAGCAGAUUUACAUGCAACCACUGGAAGAAUUCAUGA
Molecule: messenger RNA, 933 nt
Organism: Durusdinium trenchii
Lineage: Eukaryota; Dinophyceae; Suessiales; Symbiodiniaceae
Source: the annotation of a GenBank genome assembly